Messenger RNA from Triticum aestivum (bread wheat), 624 nucleotides. RefSeq lists its product as uncharacterized. Bases 85 to 606 code for a protein of 173 amino acids. The transcript has 6 exons. NCBI's taxonomy places the organism in Eukaryota, Viridiplantae, Streptophyta, Magnoliopsida, Poales, Poaceae. The record is from RefSeq and is a predicted model, not a curated record.
CCUCGUUUCCUUUCCCCGGAACUCCUCAAUUCGGGCGCUCGAUUCCUGGCUUCGCCUAGCGCCGAUCUCACCUAUUGUUCACACAUGACUGCUUGGAAGCAGACCGCAUCCAUGGGCGCCGCCGCCACGGACGAGGCCGACAGCAAGUCGGCAGCAAAGAGCGAUGGAGCGGAGGAGCGGAAGCCCCCGACCAAGUGCAAGAAGGGGAAGAAGGCCAAGGGCAAGUUGGCGGUGAAGAGCGAUGGAGCGGAGAAGCCGAAGACCCAUGACCUUUCCGAUGUUACACUGGGGUUGGCGGUGAUGAGCAUUGCAGAGGAUGAAGCGCUCGCCCUGCGCACCUACCAGAACCUGUUCUGGAUAAAGUACUUCAAAGACGUCUGUGACAGGCCGUCCGUAGAUGCUAUUAGAAAGCAAGCUGCUGAAAACUGGAAAUUCUUUAACGAUUCGGACAAGGCCCCUUAUGUAGCCAAGGCCCGUGAGGUCAAAAUAGGCAUGGCUCGGAUUGCUGAGUUCAAGAAGGUUGAGACCUUUUGCCACGAGGUCAAUGACGGGCACUGCCUGGUUAACUGGCAAAAGGCAUUGGAAGGGGCCCGUGAGGUCAAAUAGGCAUUGACCACGCGCGUC